CCCCCACCGACGACCCAUAUCAUAGCCACCGAAAAGAAACAGAGAAAAACACAACAGAAUCACUCUCUCUGUUUACCCACCAUCUCAUUUCUUUUCUUUCUUUUUUUCUCUCUUUAAUAUUUCCAUGGAUUCAAUGUUUCUUCAUAUUAAAAUGAAAUUAAAGCAUUCAUAUUUCUGACCCGAAAUUUUUCUUUGAACCCAUUUCCGGCUUCAUGUUCUUAAUUCGAGAUAUCACCGCCCUUUUGGGCCUCCAUACCGUCCAAGUUUCUACUCCCAUUGCGGAUCCCUCACCCCAAAGAUUCAAGCUUUGCUUCGAACUCGACCUUCAUUUCUGAUCAGUUAAGUAUUGAUUCCCGAUUUUAGAGCUAUAGGAUCUGCCAAUCAGGGGUUUUGAAUCGCUGUUCUUCAAAACCCUAAUUCAGUCCACGGGGAAAAUGUCGAUCAGGGGGAGCAGAUCUGAGAAGGUGAAGAGAAUAUUCCAGCAAUUCGACGCCAACAGGGACAGCGGUCUGAACCGGGAGGAAAUGGCCGCUCUGGUGGUCGCCGUCAACCCCCGCGUCAAGUUCAGCGACGAGCAAAUCAACGCCAUCCUCGACGAGGUCUUCAGGACCUACGGCGAGUUCAUCGACGGCGAGAGCGGUCUCACAUUUGACGGCUUGUUGCGUACAUACGACGACGGCGCCGGCGACGUCGACCGUGACUUCGAUGCCCUGGGACUCGAGCUCAAGCCGGAAAACGAUAACGGCAUCUCAAUUGCUUCCGAAGAGGCUUCCUCUUCCAUGGCCGAUGAUAGAGUCAUGGAACCUCAUAAGAAACAGAGGACCGCCGCGUGGGCCGCCUCUCCCAACCACGGCAUAGUUUUCGACGACACUUGGAAGCUUGUAGACGACCUAGAAAUCCUCAUAAAGCGUCUCAAAGCCAAACAAUCUAAAGAUGGGAAGCUAAAGAAAGAGAACUCUGAUGUGUACUCUGACCCCGGUUGGUCGCGUGAAUUGGGGGCUUCCUCGGAGAUCUCGGAGAAACGGGUAGCCUGGGACGAGUCAGGCCACGACUACCCCGCCUUUGUGAAGGAGUUAAAUGUAUUGAGGUCUAGGGCGGAUGGGGCACGGUCAAGGGAAGAAGCUUUCGAUGGCCAUAUGGCCUUAGGCAGAGUUCUAUAUGACCACCAAUUGUUCAAGGAAGCAUUGGUGAGCUUUAAGAGGGCCUGUGAGCUACAACCUGCUGAUGUCAGACCUCAUUUCAGAUCCGGCAAUUGCUCUUACGUUCUCGGAGCCCACAGCGAGGCGAAGGAAGAGUUUCUUCUUGCAUUAGAUGCUGCUGAGGCUGGCGGCAACCAGUGGGCUUACUUACUCCCUCAAAUCCAUGUCAACCUUGGGAUCGCACUUGAAGGUGAAGGUAUGGUUUUAAGUGCCUGUGAGCAUUAUAGAGAGGCUGCAAUUUUAUGUCCUACACAUUUUAGGGCACUAAAACUCCUAGGUAGUGCCCUUUUUGGUGUGGGUGAGUAUAAGGCUGCCGUUAAGGCCCUCGAAGAGGCUAUUUAUAUGAAAAACGACUAUCCGGAUGCACAUUGUGAUCUUGCUUCGGCUUUGCAUGCCAUGGGCAAUGGUGAUGAUGCAAUCAAGGAGUUUCAGAGAGCCAUUGAUUUGAGACCGGGGCAUAUUGACGCCCUUUACAAUUUGGGUGGGCUUUAUAUGGAUAUGGGUAGGUACCAGAGAGCUUCAGAGAUGUACACGAGAGUGUUGACUGUUUGGCCCAACCAUUGGAAAGCCCAACUUAACAAGGCUGUGGCUUUGUUAGGUGCCGGCGAAAAUGAGGAAGCGAAGAAAGCUUUGAAGGAAGCUUUGAAAAUGACAAACCGAGUCGAAUUGCAUGAUGCUUUAACCCACUUGAAACAGCUUCAGAAAAGGCGGGUUAAGGUGGGAGGGAGCACUGCCACAGACGAGGGUUCAUUUAUAACCGUCCAACCACCUUCAAAGUUCAAGACAGUAGGGGAGAGAACCACGUCACGGCCUGAGCUAGCCACCGCCCUUGAAAUUCGGGCCUUUCAACGGAUCACCCGAUUGAAGCGUUGUGACGUUGACAUCCUAAAGAGGGAGAUGGAUGAAAACGAUGUUCCUGUUUCCUAUUCAGGAACCAGUUCACCCGUGAAAUCAAUCCGAAAGGCUUCUCUUGAGGAAAUCCUGCGCAAGUUGCUCAGCUUCUUGAAGCCUGAGACGUUCGUAGAAGCCGUGAGGGCCGUGAACCGGAAGAUUCUCUCGGUUUUGGAUGAGUCGGGAUCCGGGAGGGUGGAUUUGGGAAUGUUUUUUGCCCUUAUUGCCCCUCUAUGCAAUGGGGCCCCUGAGAGACGGAAACGGGUCGCAUACGACGCGCUUAUGUGGAGACCCGUGAACGAGAGGGUUGGUAACACAGGGGUCAGGAAAGUUGAUGCUGUGAGGUACAUAAAGCUGUUGAGAGCCGCUUACAUUCCUUCGCAAGGAACAAGUGAAAUUCUUGAGAUUCAUGGGGGUGAAGUGGACAUUUCACCAGUUUCUUUCCAAGAAUUCCUUCUGAUGUUUGAUGAUUUGGAUUGGGGAUUUGGGAUUAUGAGUACAUUGUUGAAGCUCGAGGUCGGGGAUAGGAACCGUCAUGGCAGCCAUUGUUGUGCUGCUUGUCGGUACCCCAUUAUUGGGUCCCGGUUCAAGGAGAUGAAGUCGCAUGUUAAUUUGUGUGGCCAAUGUUACAGUGAAGGGAAAAUGCCACAGAGCUGCAAGCAGGAAGAGUACAAGUUCAAAGAGUAUGCAAGAGAAGGUGAGGCUGUGAAGGAUAAAUGUAUGUGGUUUGGUUUGCACUCUAAAAGCUCUUCUUCUCCCACUGCCACAACUAGCUAACUUAUUAGUCAAGCUCUGUCCAUUCAUGCUAUAGUAUUUUGUAUAAUAAUUUGCCUUUAAGUGAUGACCACUGUCAAUUCUUACCUCUAAAAAUUUGUGCAGUUUCUGUUUGGCCAGGUUUGUAUUUGAUCCGUGCUCAACUUCAUCUUUUGUCCUAAACUACCAAAGGCUGUCGUUAGGGCAUGUUUGGGGAACUAUAUAAUAUAAAAAAAUUUAAGUUAUUUCUUUGCAUUAUAAACUUUUUAAAUAAGGAAAAGGAAUU
Cuscuta epithymum is the source of this 3129-nucleotide messenger RNA. Lineage: Eukaryota; Viridiplantae; Streptophyta; Magnoliopsida; Solanales; Convolvulaceae. The record is from the annotation of a GenBank genome assembly.